AUGGCGGAUUUUUCGAAGUUUCCUCCGUACCAGAUUUACAAGAAGAGUGUUGCGGCGGGAGAGCUGUCACUGCCUCCAUAUGACUUGUUUGGUGACUAUAUCAAAUUCUACCCUGGUGAGCUGUUCUGUCGGGUGCCUGGUUGUACGAAGAGUACGCAUCAAUACUUCUCCCUCCCGAACCUCAAGAAGCACGUCGAAAGUCAUGAAGGGUAUAUUGUCUACAAGGGAACCGUGGGCGGCCGGAUCCCCCAGAAGGAGAUUGAUACUGCAGCUGCAUGGUAUACGAAGAUUACUACAGUUGAAGAGUCGUCCUCGAGUGCUGUCUUCUCCCCCGCUUCCUCCCGGGCCCCCUCUGCUGCAGUGUCCCCCGCUGCAUCCCGUCCCUCCACCCGUGGCCUCGCGACUCCCGGCCCUGCCUCCGCUCCCCGCCCCCCGCGAGCGUCUCGUCCCCAAGUUGAAGAGACUGCCGAUGAUGUUGAGUGGAUUAAGCCUCCUUUGCCGUUGGGAAGGAAUAACGCUUUAAAGUACGGGGAGAUGCGCCGGUAUGCCAAGACUGUGGACCAGGAUGUGCCCUGUGAAGGGUGCCAACCCAGCGGCCGUCGAUGCCCAGUGAAGCGAGCCUCCUGCGAGCCUUAG
Messenger RNA from Aspergillus tanneri, 636 nucleotides. RefSeq lists its product as uncharacterized. Bases 1 to 636 code for a protein of 211 amino acids. NCBI's taxonomy places the organism in Eukaryota, Fungi, Ascomycota, Eurotiomycetes, Eurotiales, Aspergillaceae. The record is from RefSeq and is a predicted model, not a curated record. The transcript has 9 exons.